CACUCUCUCUCUCUCUCUCUCUCUCUCUCUCUCGGAGUCCGAAAGAAAUGUGGAAAGUCACAGGGGGAACCUGCUUGCUGCUGGUGCUACUAUUAUGCGCCAGCUGCCAUGAUGCCUUAUCGUUCACCGACGGACUACUGCCCAACGGAAACUUCGAGCAGGGACCAAAGGCAUCCCAAAUGAAGGGCACCAGAGUGAUCGGCGGCCCAGACGCGAUCCCCAAAUGGGGGAUCUCCGGCGUGAUCGAGUACAUAAAGUCGGGGCAAAAGCAAGGUGACAUGUUGCUGGUGGUGCCGGAAGGGUCGUUCGCGGUGAGGCUGGGCAACGAGGCGUCGAUCAAGCAGAGAGUGAAGGUGGCAAAGGGAACGUUCUACUCGCUGACGUUCAUCGCCGCCCGAACCUGCGGGCAGGAGGAGAAGCUGAACGUGUCGGUGUGGCCGAACUCGGAGCCCAAGGACUGGGGGAUACUGCCGAUCCAGACCACGUACAGCAGCGACGGCUGGGACGCCUACGCCUGGGGGUUCCUGGCUGAAUCCGACGAGAUUGAGGUGUCUAUCCAAAACCCCGGCGUCGAGGAGGAUGCGGCUUGCGGCCCGCUCAUCGAUUCCGUGGCCUUGAAGGCUCUGUCUUCUCCCAGGAGAACCAGAGUGAACAUGUUGAAGAACGGUAACUUCGAAGAAGGGCCAUACGUGUUCCCCAACACAACGUGGGGAGUGCUUGUCCCGUCAAACGUGGAGGACGACCACUCUCCGCUCCCCGGCUGGAUGGUCGAGUCCCUCAAAGCCGUCAAGUAUAUCGACUCCCUCCACUACGCCGUGCCGGAGGGCUUGCGAGCCGUCGAGCUCAUGGCCGGCAAAGAGAGCGCCAUCGCCCAGGUGGUCAAGACCAAGCCCGGCAAGCUCUACGACCUCACCUUCACCGUCGGCGACGCCGGCGACUCCUGCCAAGGUUCCUUGAUGGUGGAGGCCUUUGCCGGCACGGUAACCCUCCAGGUGCCCUUCGAGUCCAAAGGCCGUGGCGCCUUCAAGCGCGCCAAGCUCCGUUUCAAGGCGGUGGGGCCGCGCACCAGGGUCCGGUUCCUGAGCACGUUCUACACCAUGAAGAGCGACAACUCCGGCUCGCUCUGCGGUCCGGUGAUCGACGACGUGAGUCUGGUCGGCGUUCGUCAUCCCAGGCUAGCUUAAGACUAAUUGCGGCGAUGGCGUGGCAUUGCGUGAUUGCUCAGUCUGAUAUGAUAUAAUGUGGAAAGCGGAAUAUAUACUUGUCUUCUCAUUUACGUACGUCAUGUAUGUAUACAAUUUCAUCAACAACUGAAAUCAGCUAGAUUUUCAUUCAUUCAUUCAGUCAGACCCAUGCAGUUCCUCAUGCAUACGCAAUUUCAUUUAAAUAAAAUAUAUAGAUUUUUAA
Molecule: messenger RNA, 1407 nt
Organism: Diospyros lotus (date-plum)
Lineage: Eukaryota; Viridiplantae; Streptophyta; Magnoliopsida; Ericales; Ebenaceae
Product: protein DUF642 L-GALACTONO-1,4-LACTONE-RESPONSIVE GENE 2-like
Exons: 3
Coding region: 48-1184 (378 amino acids)
Source: RefSeq, a predicted model, not a curated record